AUGCGCCAUAUACUCAGAAAGGAGGAUAGUCCAGCAAAGCCCCGUUGCAUGCAAGAAAUCAACAGCAGAAAUAUUAAGAUGGUAUACAUAUGUGGUAAUGAGUCCGCACCUCACAAUGAGAAGCUUCCAAGGCAAGAUUACCCAGUGCGCUAUAUGGAUGACUUCCUGUGCAAGCCUCUCAAACGAGAUCGGGAAUCUCUCCUCGCCUCGGUUGCCCGCCAUGGCUGCCGCGAUGCUCCGCUCAAAUUCAAGCACGGCAGCGCCCCUCCCCCUUCCCUUCCUCCACCAGUAGAUCCACCGAAGCCUGCCGAGCCUUCCCAGCCCCUCAACUUCGUCUCGCCGCCGCCGGAGCGCCAUGCCCAUCCUCACCCGCAGCCACCGUCCACCGCGGCCGUGGCUCCGCCCUUCCCCGUGCUCCCCAGCGACCAUUCUUCCCACAGACGGGUGCGGCUCCUUCCCCUAAGCACGCCGAUAGGUCGAGCGUCGCGAGAGGUUGCCGGAGUCAUCGGGAAUCCGCGUUGGGCCGCCGGCCUUGUCUCUGCAUCGCGAGUGAGCGGGCGGAGGAAGAAGGAGACCUGCCAGCAGGCCCCCUCCCCGCGGACCCCACCUGGCAGCCACUCAAGGCCGGCCCCGCUCCGCCACGUCAGAUUAGUGGAGACGUACUCACCGGAGUACGCUUUCCCUUCUCGGAAACGCCUUCCGUCUCUUCUCCAGAUCAGAAUACGUUUUCCUCUCAGCUCAGGGGCCUGGUUGAAGAAAUCUUUUUAUAGAUUGGUCCCUGGACUUCGUCGGGCUAUAACUUUUUGCUCGAGACUCCAAUUGAGCCCCCUUUGGGAGAGAACUGUUUCCGGCGAAUCUUUCCGCGGCUUCACCGCACCUCUUCCCGAAGUACCCUUCAUCCCCAGAUGCUUGCAUGGUAGCAUUAUUGAUAUGUUCUUGCAUGAUAUCUAUCGCUGA
This is a messenger RNA of Aegilops tauschii subsp. strangulata, 957 nucleotides long. The record is from RefSeq and is a predicted model, not a curated record. Lineage: Eukaryota; Viridiplantae; Streptophyta; Magnoliopsida; Poales; Poaceae.